GGCAAAGCGCACAAAGGCAAUCAUCCACAAGAUCAUGGAUACGAAUUGCCCACAGUUCGACAUCGCGGAGCCCUCGCAGGCGCUGCGCUAUGCAGCAUUCUUGAUUCAAGUUUGCACAUUAUGGACGAAGGAGUUUGACGUCCUGGAGCGACGUGCACAGGCUAAGCUGGACGAUUGGUGGAAGCCGAACUCUCGUAGGUGGAGGUGGAAGAUGGAUCACCAGAUCUCGGAGGAAUACUUCCAGAACGCCAAGAGCGAGCUUCGGCGUCAGCUAGAGGAGGCGGUGCCGACCUUCCAGGAGAUCAGACAACAUGUAUUGGAGCGGAUAAAUGAGGCGGCGGAACAGGAGGAUAACUAGAGGUCAUGCAUGUUGACGCGCGAAGCCUGCUAAUGUCAUUUUUGGGCUGUAUGAAGAGUAUCCGGUCUGAGUGCGAUAAGUGGUGAACUCAUGAUUGCUACUGAUGGUACAUAUCGCCGCUUGCCAGCGCGACGUCCGCU
Schizophyllum commune H4-8 is the source of this 498-nucleotide messenger RNA. RefSeq lists its product as uncharacterized. The transcript has a single exon. The coding region runs from base 35 to 358 and encodes 107 amino acids. NCBI's taxonomy places the organism in Eukaryota, Fungi, Basidiomycota, Agaricomycetes, Agaricales, Schizophyllaceae. The record is from RefSeq and is a predicted model, not a curated record.